Molecule: messenger RNA, 1495 nt
Organism: Tupaia belangeri chinensis (Chinese tree shrew)
Lineage: Eukaryota; Metazoa; Chordata; Mammalia; Scandentia; Tupaiidae
Gene: BAIAP2L2
Product: BAR/IMD domain containing adaptor protein 2 like 2
Exons: 14
Coding region: 1-1371 (456 amino acids)
Biological process (GO): positive regulation of actin filament polymerization; actin crosslink formation; actin filament bundle assembly
Cellular component (GO): nucleoplasm; cytosol
Molecular function (GO): protein binding
Source: RefSeq, a predicted model, not a curated record
AUGGACCAGUUCUACAGGUCCACCAUGGCCAUCUAUAAGAGCAUCAUGGAGCAGUUUAACCCCGCCCUGGAGAACCUGGUGUACCUGGGGAACAACUAUCUCCGGGCCUUCCAUGCACGCCCUCCAGCAGCGCUAAUCAACUCCACGGCAAGGCCCUGCCAGCCUGCCAGGAUCUCCCAGGGGAGUCUUCAGGAGAGUGGGACAAGUGGAGGGGGUGCUGGGCCUGGACCCCUCGUUCCUCACCCUGCAGCCCUCUCCGAGGCGGCCGAGGUGUACUUCAGCGCCAUCCAGAAGAUUGGGGAGCAGGCCCUGCAGAGCUCCACCUCGCAGAUUCUGGGUGAGAUCUUGGUGCAGAUGUCAGACACCCAGCGACACUUGAACUCCGACCUGAAGGUGGUGGUGCAGACGUUCCAUGGAGACCUGCUGCAGCACAUGGAGAAGAACACCAAGCUGGACAUGCAGUUCAUUAAAGACAGCCGCCAGCACUAUGAGAUCGAGUACCGCCACCGAGCUGCCAACCUGGAGAAGUGCAUGUCGGAGCUGUGGCGCAUGGAGCGCAAGAGGGACAAGGACGCACGGGCGAUGAAGGAGAGCGUGAACCGGCUGCACGCGCAGAUGCAGGCCUUCGUGGCCGAGAGCCAGCGGGCUGCGGAGCUGGAAGAGAAGCGGCGCUACCGCUUCCUGGCCGAGAAGCACCUGCUGCUCUCCAAGACCUUCCUGCAGUUCUUCGGCCGGAUUCGCCGUGGGGACCCCCCGCGCUCGCGCUCCAACUCCUUCGGCGAGCGCCCGGGCGGGGCCCGCAGAGUCCGCGCGCUGGUCUCCCACUCCGAGGGCGCCAACCACACGCUGCUGCGCUUCUCGGCCGGAGACGUCGUGGAGGUGCUGGUGCCCGAGGCGCAGAACGGCUGGCUCUACGGCAAGCUGGAGGGCUCAUCCACGGGUGGCUGGUUCCCUGAGGCCUAUGUGAAGCCUCUGGAGGAGGUGUCUGUGAACCCCAUGAACCCCUUGAACCCCAUGAACUCUCUGAAUGAGCUGCCUUCCAGGUCCUCCCCGCUCCGGGGCAGCCACAGCCUCAACGACCUCCUGGACCGGCCAGGCAGCUCCAUCUCCUCUUCGGAGUACUGGGACGGCCAGUCCCACUCCCGCACCCCGAGCCGGGUUCCGAGCCGCGCCCCCAGCCCUGCUCCCACACCCCUGCCUGGCAGCCGCAGGAGCAGCAUGGGCAGCACAGGUGGGGCCAGCGACAUCAAGAGACUUAUGUCCUGGGAGCAGCACCCCCCAGAGCUCUUCCCACGGGGUACAAAUCCUUUUGCUACCGUGAAGCUGCGUCCCACAGUCACCAACGACCGCUCGGCACCCCUCAUCCGCUGAGGGCCCCCUCUGCUGGCUGAGGCCGUGAGGCAUGGCCUCUGGGACUGUCCGAGCUGGCGGGGUGGCAGCGGCAGUGGAUCUGAGAAGCGGGGACCCUGACCUGGGGGGUGGCCGGCAUUCCCCA